CCUUCUUUCUUCUUCAUUUUUCCUGGUAGUGUAGCCGUAGCGAAUCAAGUGUUGACAAGCUAAGAGGAAAGAAACAACGAAAAGAGAGAGAAAUUGAUAUUAGAUAAUCGAUCCAUGGCCUCAGCCGGCGGAGCAGUGCCGUUUUGGAGAGCAGCAGGGAUGACAUACAUAACGUACUCCAACAUAUGCGCCAAUCUUGUCAGAAAUUGCCUCAAGGAACCUCACAAAACCGAAGCUAUCUCUCGCGAAAAGGUUCAUUUCUCUCUUUCCAAAUGGAUCGACGGAAAGCCUGAAAAACCUACUCUUCGUUCAGACACCCCAGAUCAGUGAUUUGGAAUGGCUGGAACCUAUGCCUGUAGAAUUCUUUGAGAUCUGCUGGAAGUUGAUUUUCAUUUUGAACCUUUCUGUGGUUUUUGAUGUUUUCCAUUGUUAUUUUUCUGUCACAGAAAAAUAUUGUACUAAUAAUUUAAGUUUGAACACAUAUGGUUUCAAACUUAAUGAAAGAAUUUACAUGAUAAUGUCCCUUCCUAGGAUGAAUUUCAAAUAAAAUGAAUGGUAAUUCAUAAGUUCA
Molecule: messenger RNA, 571 nt
Organism: Lathyrus oleraceus (garden pea)
Lineage: Eukaryota; Viridiplantae; Streptophyta; Magnoliopsida; Fabales; Fabaceae
Product: ATP synthase subunit epsilon, mitochondrial
Exons: 2
Coding region: 115-330 (71 amino acids)
Biological process (GO): proton motive force-driven mitochondrial ATP synthesis
Cellular component (GO): mitochondrial inner membrane
Molecular function (GO): proton-transporting ATP synthase activity, rotational mechanism
Source: RefSeq, a predicted model, not a curated record